AAACCUCCUGUCCUUCGACUUUUAGUGCGUUGUGAGGGUGAAGCGGCUCUGGAAGGUCACACAGCCACCUUCUCCAGGCGGGUGCUGCAGCUUGCUGGCAUCAAGGACUUUGGGAAUACAAGUUUGAGCUUUCUAGAAGAUGAAGCCCUGGCUGCCGUUGGUGUUCUUUACCAGUGCUUUCUUGAUCUGGCAUGCAGAGGCAGAGUUCUUCACUUCAAUAGGUCAAAUGACAGAUCUGAUUUAUGCAGAGAAGGACUUGGUACAGUCUUUGAAAGAAUACAUCCGUGCAGAAGAGACCAAACUGUCUCAGAUUAAAAGCUGGGCUGAAAAAAUGGAUGUGCUGACGAGCAAAUCCACUUCGGAUCCAGAGGGGUACCUGGCACACCCUGUGAAUGCUUACAAGCUGGUGAAGCGUUUAAAUACUGAUUGGCUGGAAUUAGAAAACCUGGUUCUUCAGGAUACAACAAAUGGCUUUAUCACAAACCUCACGAUUCAGCGUCAGUUUUUUCCAACUGAAGAAGAUGAGACGGGGGCUGCCAAGGCUCUGAUGCGCCUGCAGGACACGUACAAACUGGAUCCCGAAACUCUCUCUCGAGGGAACUUACCAGGAACAAAAUAUAGGUCGUCUUUGACCGUGAGUGACUGCUUUGGUAUGGGCAAGACUGCUUACAAUGAUGGUGACUACUAUCACACAGUACUCUGGAUGGAGCAAGCCUUAAAACAGCACGAUGAGGGGGAGGAUACUACAGUCAGCAAAGUGGAGAUCCUGGAUUAUCUCAGCUAUGCUGUCUUCCAGUUUGGGGACUUGCACAGAGCUAUGGAGCUCACAAGGCGCCUGAUAUCCCUUGACAGCACUCACGAGAGAGCAGGCAGCAACCUGCGGUACUUUGAGAAGCUGCUGGAGAAGGAGAGAGAGAAGUCCUCAAACAAGACGGUGGCCACCACGGAACCAGUGGUGCAAAGUGGUGCCUAUGAGAGACCUCUUGACUACUUGCCAGAGCGUGAUAUCUAUGAGGCCCUCUGCAGAGGAGAAGGGGUGAAAAUGACGCCUCGGAGGCAGAAAAGGCUGUUCUGUAGGUACCACAAUGGAAACAGAAACCCCCAUCUGGUCAUAGCUCCCUUUAAGGAAGAAGAUGAGUGGGAUAGCCCUCACAUUGUACGCUAUUAUGAUGUCAUGUCUGAUGAGGAAAUUGAGAAAAUUAAACAACUGGCGAAACCAAAGCUGGCACGAGCCACAGUUCGCGAUCCCAAAACCGGUGUCCUGACAGUGGCUAGCUACAGGGUAUCCAAAAGCUCAUGGUUGGAGGAAGAUGAUGACCCUGUUGUGGCUAAAGUGAAUCAACGAAUGCAGCAGAUCACGGGGCUAACAGUGAAAACAGCUGAGCUGUUGCAGGUUGCUAAUUAUGGAAUGGGAGGGCAGUAUGAGCCACACUUUGAUUUUUCUAGGCACUCUAAUGUAUAGCCCAGUUGCAUGGAAUGGAUUAUGACCUCUGGAAAACUCUCAUUCCUUUCUCUGGUGCUGGAAGUUCAAGAGACCAAUGAACAAAUCUGACUGCCUGCUUAUCUUUGUCCCUUUGGUUCCUUGCACAAUGUAGAGAUGUAAGAACAGUAUGACUAUCUCUCAAUAUGUACUCCUUCUGUUACCCUACUAGGGAACUUAGCCCUGGGUGGAGAUUGAGUUGUUCCAUUGGGUUUAUAAAUUUAGCAAGGUUGUCGCUCCUCUUUUGGGUAUUUUAAAGUACUUUGGCUGAGCAGGAGGUGUCCCUCCAAAAGAGCAGCAUUUAUGGAAGUCUUUCAGUUGGAACCCUUCUGAUAAAAGCCUUAAAAGCUGUGUGAUUGCAGCUAUAGGGGGUCAGCACGGUUUUGUCACCUCUGUCCAGGAUGCCAGUGCUGUGGUGACAGCAGGGAAACUUACCACUGGCACUUGUUGGAUGUAUAGCAGGCACUAGAGGGCUCUACCUGGCAAGUGUGAGCUCAGGUCAGCUGUGAGAGGGGAGAAGACAAACUCUUUAUUGCAGUUGUCUUGGUACAUGAACCAUGCUGAAGAGCUGUGAUGACUAGUUGUUAUAAAUACAAAAUCCGUUUGUGAUGCCUUGGUUUCAGGUAGAAUCAUCUCUUCAACUGAAUCCAUCUUAAUUCAAACUAUUCCAGUAUUUUUACUUGAUAGAGAGAAUGGAUUGCUGCAGCCAGAGGGUAACCCAAUAAUUGAGAACAGGAUUGAAGGGGCCCUGCUGUUCAUAAAUAAUCUUAAUCCCCAGCACUGUGGAAGCUCCUACUCGUUAGCUUUGGCCUGUUGAGAGAAUUUUUCUGUGAACUUUAAGCCUGCUUUGUUUCCAGAGUGAAGUCAAUGCUCUUAAAUUCUCUUCAAAGCCUUUGAACGCAAGGACCUCAGAUAUCAAUUUGGUCAUUAUGGUCUUUACUUUUGGAUUAGGCAGCUGGGACAGAGCUCCAUUUGGAGCAUAGCCUUGGCUGCAGUCAUCAGUUAAAGCAGGGCAAUUGGGGAGCUUGCCGUGGGCUUGGACUGGUCUGCCAGGCUCUGUGCGUCACAGAUUCCAGUACUGGAAUCCAGAGACAUUGCUCUCUCACUGUCUGAUCAGCCUCACAGCUUUUUGUUCCCUUACAGCUCUCAGAUGGGGAAACUUUAAUACUUAAGAUUUCAACUUUCAGAUUGUGUUGGGUACUCAAAAGUUACAGAAGAAUCCUAUAUAUUGAAGCUCAGAAAUGCAUGGCUGGACCUGAGUUUGGCCUGAGAGGUCUUGGAAACAGGGGAACUCCUUCUAUCUGAGCUUCUAUGUUGGCUAUUACACUGUAUUUGCAUGUUCUGAUGCAUGUAGUUCUUAGUGUAAGCCCGUUUCAGGAAAGAUGUUUUGUUGAAAUAAUCAAGUAAAUUGAAAUAAAACAUCUCAGAGUUUU
Messenger RNA from Meleagris gallopavo (turkey), 2913 nucleotides. NCBI's taxonomy places the organism in Eukaryota, Metazoa, Chordata, Aves, Galliformes, Phasianidae. The record is from RefSeq and is a predicted model, not a curated record.